UCCCGCCCCUCCCCGCCUGACUCCUCCACUUUCAGCUUCACGGACCCGGCCGUGUCCAUGGACCUGCUGCGAGCUGUCCUGCAGCCCAGCAUCAACGAGGAGAUCCGGGGCGUCUUCAACAAGUACAUGAAGUUUUUCCAGAAGGCAGCGAUCAACGUGCGCGAUAAUGUCGGGGAGGAGGUGGACCCAGAGCAGCUCAUCCAGGAGACGUGUCGGAGCUGCCUGGAGCAGGCCAAGCUGCUGUUCUCCGAUGGCAAAAAGGUUGUUCCCAGGUUGCCCCAUGAGCAGGCAGUACCAAAGCGUGCCCGACAGAUGGAGGAGGAGCUGAACCGUCGAGGGAGCCCCAUUCCCAAAAAGAGAAAGGGGCGACCUCCAGGACAGAGCCUGUCGAACGAUCGCGGGGUCUCGGGCAUGGCUGCGUGGAAGCUCAAAGUCUCUGAGCCCGUGAGAAGGGAUGGACCAAAGUGGGAUCCAUCCCGACUGACUGAAACCACAACCUUUGUGCUGGGAUCUCGAGCAAACAAAGCUCUCGGGAUGGGAGGAACAAGAGUCUCGGUAGGAAGCAGAGCGAGGCGCCUGCUGCAUCUCUUCAGCUUGGCUGCCCUGCGCCCCGGCAGCCUGCAGCCCCCCACGCUGAGCUGGGCGCUGCCCGUCCCCCCUCCCAGCGGCUGGGCCCGCGCCUGGCGCCGGGGAGGAGCCCAGGGGCCAGCAGAAGCGGCAACUGACGUGUCGGGGCACCGGGAGGGCAGCAGAAGUGAGAAGGGGAAGCCACGUGUGCCGUGGCAGCGCUUUCCCCUCCUGCGCCCCAGCCGCUGCGGGGACAGAGCCGGCCCCCAGUGCCCCCCUGGGCGUGGAGCGUCCCAGGAGCCAGACUCCAGGGGCCAGAGCGAAGCUGUUCACCAGGUGGAUUUAUUUACGGCGGGUGAAGGGCAGCCGAUGGCAGUGUGA
Molecule: messenger RNA, 948 nt
Organism: Athene cunicularia (burrowing owl)
Lineage: Eukaryota; Metazoa; Chordata; Aves; Strigiformes; Strigidae
Gene: DNTTIP1
Product: deoxynucleotidyltransferase terminal interacting protein 1
Exons: 9
Coding region: 58-948 (296 amino acids)
Cellular component (GO): nucleus
Molecular function (GO): nucleosome binding; DNA binding
Source: RefSeq, a predicted model, not a curated record